AUGGCUUCCACGGGAAUUUCGCCACCUCCUCAUUUUCUGGCCACCCCCGGCACGCCCGAUGUGCCAUGGGCCCGAUGGUUACGACUGUUCGAAAGGUUUCUGCUGGCGUCCGGAGCCAACGAGCUAUCCGCACCCCGUCGCCGAGCCCUCCUGCUGCACUGUCUUGGGACGGAAGGACAGCACAUUUUCGACGCGCUUCCACCUAGUACGACGCAAACCAAGGCAGAGACAACGAGUGCUGCACCCGGUGUCACGGCCACGCCAGAUGCCGCCGCUGGAAUCAUCGGAACCAUUGCACCUACUGGAACUCAAGACAUGACCACGGAAGCCCUACGCCCACCCGACGAGUACGACGUAGCCGUUGAGAUGCUUUCGAAGCAUUUCGCCGCCCCUUGCAACGUCCGCCUUCAACGCCAUCGAUUCCGGGAGCGUCCACUCCAGGCGGAAGAAAACCUGUGUGAACAGUUCGUAGCAGGCGUCACGUGCCCGCGGCUACGAGAGCGAUUGCUGCUGGAGGGCGAUAACCUUACGUUCGAUCAUGCUGUCGAUGUAGCACGGCUUCGUGAACAAACCCAGCGUGAAUCCGAAGCCUUCACCAAUCCUGUGCAGCGCAUUCAGCAGCAGUUGCGAGACAGCUCAGCCAGGCACGAUCAACGAAAUAACGGCGAUAAUGGCACACGACUCCCGGGCCGUCUCCACUUCAGCUGCUCACGCGCGUACAGCGCACCUUCACCUGAUAUGAAUGCCGCCGCCGCUGCUGUCUCCGGGCCUAGAAAUGUAAAUGCCUGCGGAAACUGCGGCGCAGCACGGUGUUCGCCUACGGAAUGUCCCGCGCGCGGUCGCACAUGUUUUGCCUGCGGACGCCGCGGCCAUUUUAAGAGAGCAUGUCGCAGCUACCGUCGCGGCCGAGAAGGGUAUUCUGCAGAGGUCCAGGAAAUCGUUCCGGAAGAGGAUGCUACCAGUGUCAUUAGCAUCUUGGCGGUCCGUACUGAAAAGAGCACAGGCGUCUACGUGGAUGUCAAUGUCACGUCAGUUACCGCGACGACACGGGUGCGUACCAUGAACUUUUUGGUGGACACAGGCUCGGUCGCGUCUAUUAUGGGUGAGCACCAAUUCCAAGGCUUGUUCGCAAACGCAGCACAACUGACAAGUUCCCAUCUUACAUUGCUGGAUUUUUCGCGCAGGAAGAUUCCCGUUCUCGGGUCAUUUCACGCCAUAGUCACAUACAAAGAAGCCAUUGUAACUUUUCAUGUUACGCCAUGUGGUACAUCUCUCCUUGGCCUGGAUGCGGUUCAAGCCCUUUGCCUUCGCAUAAUGGGAGAGGAAUUGCGCUGCCUGCAAAUGUCCACGCAGGAAUGCCGAGAGCUUCCAGCAAUGAGUUCAGGCCUUCCCCAAAGCCCCAGGCAUGAAAAACCCCUUGGCCCUCCCAAGUUUGGAAUGCCACCAACACUGUGGACAAAGUUUGGCCACUUGUUUUUGCCUGGCCUGGGACUUGUAAGAGGUGUGCAACACAAAGUUAAGAUGAAAACUUCCAUCGCGCCAGUCGCACAGAAGCUGAGACCCCUACCAUUUUCAGUCCGCCAGCCGGUCAUUGACGAGAUUGAGAAGCUACUUGCUGCUGAUGUCAGUGAGAGAGUCAAUGCUUCCGAGUGGGUAUCUCCUAUUGUAGCAGCCCGCAAAGCAGAUGGUAGCAUUCGACUGUGUGUCGAUCUCCGGGAACCCAACAAAGCUAUAGUAGCAGACAACUUCCCUUUGCCUCAUAUGGAGGAGCUGCUUCAUGCCCUCAAUGGAGCCCGCUGCUUUUCCAAGGUGGACCUGGCAUCAGCCUACUACCAGGUUGUGCUGCACCCAGACAGCAGGGACCUAACUUCAUAUAUAACUCACGAUGGCCUCUUUAGAUUCAAGAAUGACAUAAUAAUUUUUGGCAAGACGGAGAGCGAACACAGGCAAAACCUGGAGCAAGUGCUGGAACGAAUAGCAGAAGCUGGGCUCAAGCUCAACGAAAAAUGCGUCUUCAUUUCGUCGGAGCUGUCGUUCUUAGGACAUCGCGUCAGCGCAGAGGGUAUAGCACCGCUCCAGAUCAAGAUUGAUGCAAUCAUCAAUGCUCCUGCGCCUAGAGAUGCAGCCACGCUACGCUCCUUUUUGGGGCUAGCUGAAUACUAUUCCGAAUUCGUGCCGCGACUGGCAAAGCAAGUAGAGCCAAUGCGUCGUCUACUUCGCAAAGACGUGCACUUCGACUGGGAUGACGCUGCGAAAGAGAGCUUCGCGGGAGUAAAAAGACUUCUAGCAUCCCACAAGGUCUUCCGAAUGUUUGACCCGACGCUACCUGUCAUUGUCGCAACAGAUGCCUCUGCGUACGGUCUCGGUGCCGUACUGCAGCAAGUGGAGGGGUCCCAUGUGCGUACUGUGGCAUUUGCAUCGCGGACAUUAACAGAGACAGAACGAAAAUACUCGGCCGGAGAGAGCGAGGUCCUUGCCUGUCUGUGGGCCUGCGAGAAGUGGCACGUUUACCUCUGGGGCAGAUCAUUUACUCUACUGACGGAUCACCAGGCUUUGGUGGCACUGCUCUCAUCCCGUAGCACAGGACAGCGGCCACUUCGUAUUGCAAGGUGGACCACACGACUGCUGCGCUACGACUUCAAAAUACAGUACCGCAGCGGAGCCCACAACCAGGUAGCAGAUGCCUUGUCCAGACUGCCCGUGCCAGACACAGAAGGGGGCUUCCAUGUUGAUGAAGAGGUUGUGUCCUUGGUUACAUCGUCUGUACAUCGGGAGAAUCUUCAGGUUGCUACCGCGGAGGAUGACAUACUACGGCAGGUAAUGCAAUUUAUCCAGUCAUCAUGGCCAACAAGGAAAAGAUUUGCCGCUGAACUGACUCCGUAUUACGAAAUACGAGACGAGCUCUCGGUAGUAGAUGGGUUGCUUCUGCGCACAGAACGCGUUGUAGUGCCUGCCAAGCUAAGGGAUACAUUCAUCCAGUUAGCUCAUGAGUCACACCCGAGAAUUGUGAAGACUAAGCAGCGUAUCAGGGAGAAGUACUGGUGGCCUUGCCUUGAUAAGCAUGUGGAGGCCGCCAUCCGGAGUUGCAGCGCCUGUCAAGCCUCGGACAAGAGUGUCAAGAACUGGCAAGCCCCACUACAGCCUGUCCCGCUUCCUGACAGGCCUUGGGACAAAAUAUCAAUAGACAUCAUGGGCCCUUUUGAACGUGCACCGGCCGACUGUCGAUUUGUCAUCGUGAUAGGGGACUACUUCUCCAGAUGGCCAGAGAUUGCGUUCUGCAGUGACACCACUUCUCGCACGGUGAUCAACUUUCUGCUUGCUGUCUUUGCGCGAAAGGGUUACCCGACCGAACUAGUGUCAGAUCACGGCCGACAGUUCACGUCGAGUGAAUUCGAGUGCUUCCUUGCAGACAGGGGCAUCAAGCAUUUCUUCUCGGCAGUUUACCACCCUCAAGCCAAUGGCUUAGUGGAAAGAUUCAACAGGGUCUUGCAAUCGUAUAUACAACUAGCUCUCCUAGAGCAGCGACCAAUCAAGACCACAGUUAUAGAGUACCUGGGUAUUUACCGAGCCACACCCCACAGCGCCACUGGCAUCUCUCCGGCAGUGUUGCUUCAUGGCCGCCACAUGAGGACAUCAUUAGAUGUUGUUGGCCAGCCAUCAGCGGAUUUCUGCACCCAUCCCGCCCGUGAACUGCGUAGACUUCGGCGUCGUGUCUGCGAAUACCAACAAAGAAAUAAGGCGUAUGCAGACAAGCGAAGAGCAGCCCGGGAGCCCAAAUUUAAAGUGGGUAGUUUUGGGGCUCCACUCAAAAUACUGAGGCGGGUAGGACGAUGGUCAUUCCACUUGGAGGACGGCCGUACCUCGAAUGCCUCCCAACUGUCGGCUGUACCCCAUGAAGCUGUUCACAAAGAAACGGGGGCAAGACAAGGACCGCUGUGGGCGGACAUGGAGACAGACGGGUCGGCAGGAAACGCCACAGCACGAAAACCGUCCUCGAAGGCAAAGAGCCACAUGACCCAAAAUAUCCCAAUACAGGAAGCUGUACAGUCUCCGGGGGGGUCAGCACUGCCUCCUCAUACGCCAAGCCCACCGCGGCCUCCACCAACGGGGAACACGACCGCAGAACUGGGUGCUGAUCGUGCCGACGAACCAGAGGUCGUCCAUCAGCUAGAAGAGCAACCGGUGCCCCUCCAUCGCUCUACACGGGAGCGAAGACCACCAGAGAGACUCGGGGACUAUGUGCAGUGA
Molecule: messenger RNA, 4248 nt
Organism: Rhipicephalus microplus (southern cattle tick)
Lineage: Eukaryota; Metazoa; Arthropoda; Arachnida; Ixodida; Ixodidae
Source: RefSeq, a predicted model, not a curated record